Phyllotreta striolata is the source of this 1604-nucleotide messenger RNA. NCBI's taxonomy places the organism in Eukaryota, Metazoa, Arthropoda, Insecta, Coleoptera, Chrysomelidae. The record is from the annotation of a GenBank genome assembly.
GAAAAAGUUUCACCUGCCCAGGUGGCUGACACAGGUGAAUCGGAGAACCUAAUCAGUUCGACGGUUCCUCUCUCGCGGUUUAUAAUAAACAACGCCUCUGAUUCGGUUCCAUUGUAUUUGUGCAACGAAAUCGUACACAAAAUUCGCUCUAUCGACGGACAAACGCCGGCAAAUGUGAUUUAUCACCGCAGGAAACGGGUUAUUUCUAUGCGAACAGGAUGACAACAAAUAGAUUUCACAAGGCAGCUAAAGACGGUUUAAUAGAAAUUCUUAAAGAAACUACCAAAAGAGAUUGCAACACCAGAGAUGAACAGGGAUUGACGCCGACUCUCUACGCCGCUUUCUAUGGAAAUUUGGACGUUUUAAGGCUAUUAUGCGGAAGAGGAGGCGAUCCAGAUAAGGCCGAUUUAUUCGGCAAUACGGCCCUGCACAUGGCCGCCGCCCAGGGGCACAAGCACAUCGUGACGUUCCUGGUGAAUUUCGGCGCCAACAUCUACGCCCUGGACAUCGACGGGCGCACACCCCAAGAACUGGCGGGCAUCAACAACCGAGAGGACAUCCUGAUGUUCCUGGACAGCGUGCACGCCAAGCUGGAGGCCACCGACAAGAGGAAAGCCAAAGCGCUGCAGGAAAAAGCCAAAGAGGAUUCCAAAAAACGCGUAAAAGAGUUCAACAAGCGCAAGCUGAAGCAGGACCAGUUGCGCGAGAAACAGGCGAAGAAACAGAACCAGCCAUCGAUGUUGUCCACCUUGCGGAAGAAAAUCGUCGGCGGUUCCAUGUCGAAUUUGCUGGCCGACGACCCGUACGAUAGAAGGCACACGUUCAGCUCGAUCGUGAGCGGGGGCACGGUCACCAGCAGGGGCACCACCAGCAGCGUGCACAGGAAAAUCCUCUCCAACAAGAACAACCGAUUGGGCCAGAUCGAGGACGAUUUCAAGGUCAGCGGCUUGGAGGACGGCAAACUGACCGUCAACUCGCUGAAGGGGAUCCGCCGGGACUCCGAGGUGAUGUACGGCGGCACCUUGGAGGCGGUGAACCUAAAAGAGCGCGGCCGAUUGGACGGCAUCUUCAACGAGGCCGAGUUCCACUCGCACGAACCGGCGCCUCCUGCUGGCAGAUUGUUGAGGUCCAAAUCGCAGCCGGAUUUCCUGCAAGAGAUGCGCAACAACGCCGAGAACAAAAUGCAGCAGGAGCGCAGCAGCAUAUUCGACAGGCCCGGCAUCGGAAGUAUAGUUAUUAGGAAGAGUAUAACUCAAAACACGUUCGGUAAGUUUAUGGGUAACCUCGAGGAGAGCUCUAUCGGAUCGGGGGAGAGUUAUGGACCGAGGCAUGUCACCGACGAUGAAUUAUCCGAUUCAGGUUCGAGCGAGGAUUGUAAUCCGAACGCGGCGCUGGAGCGGUUCCUGACCGCGUUCGGUUUGAGCGAGUACGUGCCGAAGUUCCUCGAGCACAAGAUAGAUUUGGACACGCUGAUGAUCCUGGAAGAGAGCGAUAUCGAUAAAUUGAAGCUGCCGAUUGGGCCCCAUAGGGUGCUCGUGAACGCGGUGCAAGAGAGAAGGGCGGCGCUGGAGAACCCCGGCGAAGUGAACGAUACGAUGUUGUAA